Molecule: messenger RNA, 1182 nt
Organism: Acomys russatus (golden spiny mouse)
Lineage: Eukaryota; Metazoa; Chordata; Mammalia; Rodentia; Muridae
Gene: Rfk
Product: riboflavin kinase
Exons: 4
Coding region: 266-733 (155 amino acids)
Biological process (GO): FMN biosynthetic process; riboflavin biosynthetic process
Cellular component (GO): mitochondrion
Molecular function (GO): riboflavin kinase activity
Source: RefSeq, a predicted model, not a curated record
CGGGGGAGCUACGGAAACCGAGCAGGCCGGUCGCCUGGGCCGCAGACUUGAGCGUUCGCCGGUUGUCGCAGUUCCAGCCGAGUGGCCGCUGAGUUCUGGCAGCUGGCCGCUGCUGUGCGGGGCAGGCACUGGUAACGGUGUGUGUCUCGCCGACCCAGCUCCCACGGGAUCCCCGGCUGGCCCGGGCCCGAGUGCCGCACUCACGGCGGCGGCUCUGCCGCAGGAGCAGAGCGAGCAGCAGUCUGUGUCCCCCGGGGUCGGCGUGAUGAGGAGCCUGCCGUUCUUCUGCCGCGGCCAGGUGGUGCGUGGCUUCGGCCGCGGCUCCAAGCAGCUGGGCAUCCCUACAGCCAAUUUUCCUGAACAAGUAGUAGACAAUCUUCCAGCUGAUGUGUCCACUGGUAUUUAUUACGGUUGGGCCAGUGUCGGCAGUGGCGCUGUCCAUAAAAUGGUGGUGAGCAUAGGAUGGAACCCGUACUACAAGAAUGUGAAAAAGUCCAUGGAAACCCACAUCAUACAUACCUUCAAAGAGGAUUUCUAUGGGGAAAUUCUCAAUGUGGCCAUUGUUGGCUACCUUAGACCUGAGAAGAACUUUGAUUCUUUAGAGUCACUUAUUUCAGCGAUUCAAGGUGAUAUUGAGGAAGCUAAAAAGCAACUGGAUUUACCAGAACAUUUGAAACUCAAAGAUGACAACUUCUUCCAAGUCUCUAAAGACAAAAUUUUGAAUGGCCACUGAUGCGAAGCGCCAUGCCUGUCCACUCACUAGUCUGUCACUGCUUCUGAUGCAGUGUCACCUUGAUCAUAUCUUAAAUGCGACCCUUUCCCCAGAGCUGUCAAGUGAUCCUCAGCUAUUACUCCAUCAUGUUUUAUCGUACUAAAAGAUUCAUUCAAAAAAUCAAGACUUUUUAAAUGUAAUAUGUUGAUUAAAAUGUAGCACCAGAAAGCUAGUGUCUUAUAAUGGAAAUAAAGUGUGUGAGUGUGGGUGGAAAAGCAAGUUCAGUGGGGGAAAUAGGGACUGGCUGCAGUUCUCACAGCCAUGUGUGCUGGUGCUGGCCAGCCCAGCAAGCCUGUGCUGCUGCACGGUGACUUCCCAGGAAGUGCACUACACGGAGCUUACCCAAGGAGCAAAUUCUAGAUUGUGUUUUUAUGAUUUUGUGCAUUAAUAUAUUUUUACACACCUACCAA